Messenger RNA from Zychaea mexicana, 1087 nucleotides. Its product is annotated as small GTPase superfamily. Gene Ontology annotation, molecular function: GTPase activity; GDP binding; GTP binding. The record is from RefSeq and is a predicted model, not a curated record. Gene Ontology annotation, biological process: Ras protein signal transduction. Lineage: Eukaryota; Fungi; Mucoromycota; Mucoromycetes; Mucorales; Lichtheimiaceae. The coding region runs from base 126 to 710 and encodes 194 amino acids. Gene Ontology annotation, cellular component: plasma membrane. The transcript has 4 exons.
AAAAAGUCAGCCAAGCAUGUUUUAACGCAUAUUGGUUAUAUUACUAUUAUUACCUGCUUUAUCUUCUUCUUUUCCGCUUUUUCCUAUUUUUACUGCAAAUCAGACAAACUAUCACAUCAACAACCAUGGCAAAGAAAUCAAAACAAACACUCCCACUCCAUAAAGUCAUCAUGGUUGGUUCCGGUGGUGUCGGCAAGUCAGCAUUGACACUACAGUACAUGUACGGCGACUUUGUUGAAGAAUACGAUCCGACCAAAGCCGACUCUUAUAGGAAGAAGGUCAUGUUGGAUGGCCAAGAGUGCCAGAUUGACAUUCUCGAUACGGCAGGCCAAGAAGAAUAUGCAGCGAUCCGCGACAAUUAUUACCGGUCUGGUGAAGGAUUUCUGUGCGUAUUUUCCGUUUGCGAACAUGAAUCAUUUGAACAUACGCAAGAGUUCCGAGAUCAAAUUUUAAGAGUACUCGAUGAUGAUACCAUUCCAUUUAUCUUGGUGGGCAACAAGGUGGAUUUGGCCCACUUGCGCAAAGUAUCAUCGUCGGAGGCUCAGCAGCUGUCGCAGGAAUGGGGCUGUCCUUACCUGGAGACAUCUGCCAAGACACGACAGAAUGUGGAAGAAGUGUAUACGCUAUUGAUGCGGAGCAUUCGGGAUCGCAAAGAACAGCUGCACAUGAGCGAAGGGAAGUCAAAGAAAGGAAAAUGCAUCAUCAUCUAAAGAAACUCGCCCUCUCUCACUGACGUAUCAUAAACAACAAACACCCACUCGACCACCGCAAGUACAAUCGCACAUAGCAGCAACUAGUAACGAAAUGAUGUAGUUUUACUACUACCACUACGAACAUAGCACAACCUGCAUCACAUCCAUCACCAUCAUAACAAAUACAGACUUCUUUUUUCUCUUUUCCAGCAAGCAAACGCGACUAUCAGACCUUAUCUCCUCCUUCCCUCUUAGCCACCAUUCUAUUUCCCAAUUUUUCCCAGCAUAUGUGUUUAGGUUUUUUACUUACACAGAAACGAUUAAAAACAAUAAUGAAAAGAGAUGCUCUUGUGCCCCGUUCCUGGAAUAUGACCAAGUAGUGGAUUGAGAACGUG